UAGUUAGUGUCGCGAAAAACAGUUCUUUCUACGCUACAAGCAGUAAGUUUUAUUCAACAAACAUUGUGUGUUCUUUGUGAAUUGAAAAAACGCCAGAAAUCUAAACAGCUACUACGAUACCAAGUCUACAGGAUUCAACCAAGGAGAGUAAUUCACCUGAACAUCGAUCAUCAAAGCAGCCAUCAGAGAACUUCUCAGUAGUAAGUCUUUAAGUCGUCUUUUUUCCUUUUUUUUCCUUUUUAUUUCUUCGCGAGUUAAGUAAUCUGCAAAUCAUCAUCAUGUCUAAUUGCAAAUCAAAACCCUAAAUCAUCGACGAGGUGUUUGUAAGGCGCGACUUACAAGGUUUCAAAAAUCAGUGGCAGAAUGUAAAGAAUCUAAACAGAUACCAGCACUCAAGGCACAGUUAAGUCGCAUAAUGGACACUUGGGACGACUUUCAAAGGAUUCAAAAAGAAAUUGAAUUGGCGGAGAUCGAAAGUAUUGGCGAGUCAUCAUCGAAAGAAGAACAUGAACGAGCGGACUUCGAAACCCUUUGGUACCAAUGUGUAGAGGCAGCAAACGAACUCAUAAAACGCUACCAGAAACCAUCCUCAAAUUCCACAGCAGGACAGUUAGCCGAUAAUUCCUUAUCACCGUCUACAGUCCAAGAUGUUCACGUAAGCUGCAGGUUACCGAAGAUUGAACUUCCUACGUUUGACGGAUCUUACGACAAAUGGCUAAAUUUUCGCGAUUCAUUUAUUUCGAUGAUUGACAGCAAUCCAGCGCUUCCAGUUAUUCAUAAAUUGCAUUAUCUACGUUCAUGUGUUAGGGCAGAGGCUGCGGAUCUCAUUCAUUCGUUGGAGUUAUCGGAAGAUAAUUACCAAGUGGCAUGGUCGCUUUUACAGGAGCGUUACAGUAACGAACGGGUGAUUAUUUUAGAACACGUAAAUGAAGUCUUCACAGCACCAACAAUUAAACGACCAGACGAUUCCCAACUUGAAUGGCUUUCUGGAGGACCAGCGUUCACCGACAGUUGCAUCAUACAACAAUCUGGUUGUCAUCUCAACGUAGACAAUCCUAAUGAAGAAAUCUCCAAAUUCUGGGAAAUUGAAGAGGAACCUGCAAUAAUAUUCAAUUCACCAAACGAAAAGGCGUGCGUGGCACAUUUUCAUGAACAUGUACAAAGGGAUGACGCUGGGAAAUACAUUAUGAAGCUUCCAUUCAAAGAAUAUGUAAAAGAUCUUGGAAAAUCAAACAAAACAACGCUACGUAGACUCUAUUCGCUAGAAAAAAGGUUGCAGUCAAACUGAAAUUAAAUCACGCGUGGCACUCAUAAGAACGAUCUCUCUACCGCGCCUUCAACUAUGCGCAACUGUUGUUUUAGUUAAAUCAGUUAAAGCAAGCAUCAAGGCAUUAGAACACCUAAAUAUUAACAACAUUGUGUUGUGGUCUGAUUCAGAAAUUGUACUUUGGUGGAUUAAUUCAGCGCCACAUACCCUUACGACAUUUGUGGCAAAUAGAAUAUGGUAUAUUCAAUCGCAUACAAGCUUUCGCCAGUGGAGACAUGUUCCAUCUGUAGACAACCCCGUAGAUAUUCUUUCUUGUGACGAAAACAUAUUGCAACUGGAUUCAAGCUCUCUAUGGAAUCAAAGACCCUCAUGGCUUUUGAAAGAAAAAGGUCAUUGGCCAAGACACCGCAUUUGUUCUACUGAAAUCCCUGAGAAAAAACCUGUCAUCGCACUUAGUGUUGCAAUCUUCGGUUAUUUUGUUUUAACAAAAUUUUCUUCCUGGACAGAAUUUGUGCGUGUUCUAUUAUACUGCAUGAGAUUUAUUCGAAACAGUAGUAAGGUCGUAAAAAAUGCUGGACCAUUAUCAACAGAAGCGUUUACCUUAGCAAAACUCAUUAUAAUCAAAUUAAUUCAAAAAGAAACUUUUUCACCUGAACUUCACAGUUUAAUACAAGUUACAAACACCGAAGUAGAGGCAAUACUUAACUCGCGCCCCCUUACACCCAUUUCCUCAGAUCCAAACGACCUUUUAAAACCCACCAGUCAUUUCCCUAUUGGCGACUUACUGACUAUUCUUUCUAGUGACCAAAGUGAAGAACUGUGUGUGUGUUGUGUAUAUGCGCGUGUGAGUUCUUUUGAACGCUAUCGGUUCAAGGGCGGCGGGAUGUUUAGUCCUAAUACUUAUCUAUGUUUUUACAAUUAUUUUUAGUUAG
Messenger RNA from Agrilus planipennis (emerald ash borer), 2199 nucleotides. RefSeq lists its product as uncharacterized. The transcript has 2 exons. The record is from RefSeq and is a predicted model, not a curated record. The coding region runs from base 416 to 1288 and encodes 290 amino acids. NCBI's taxonomy places the organism in Eukaryota, Metazoa, Arthropoda, Insecta, Coleoptera, Buprestidae.